Molecule: messenger RNA, 903 nt
Organism: Symbiodinium necroappetens
Lineage: Eukaryota; Dinophyceae; Suessiales; Symbiodiniaceae
Source: the annotation of a GenBank genome assembly
AUGGCUCGAGAACUGCCGCUGCCACAGGCCUGGUAUCAGACCGCACUGGAGGAGUCUCUUCUCCUAGAUGCGCUUCGCCAUUUGAUCCCUGAUGAGCGACCGCUGUGCAUACCACCGGCCGCUUCCAUGGCAUCGCGCAAUGACAUCAUCGAGCUGGCACGAAAGCUUUUGUCACCAGCGGAGUAUGACAAUUUCUUGAUGUAUGCGACCGCGUUGAGCCAGCAUCUGCUUCAUAUGACGGAAGACAUAUUCCCUGCUGCACCUGCCUGUGAUCUAGGGCCACCGGCACAUCCAGCAGAAGCGACUGCUCGGCUAUACAUGGACGCGCAGCAAGGCUCCCUAUGGACGGCUGUCCGGGCCAUUGUUGCUGACUUGCCCUUUAAAAUGCAGCAACGCCAGCUCUCAGCAAAGCCAGUACUGACCUUCAGUGCUGGGGCUUAUGGGCAUCGAUCAUACGUUGGACUCCACAAACACACGCUGCAGACGCCGACAGUCUGUCGCAUGGUCAACGCUCUGAUCCGAGGCCUUGCUCCCUCCUUGCGAUGGACAACCUUCAGCAUCACCUGCAAUUGUCUUAAUGAGGUCCAUGUUGACAAGCAGAACGCUGCCAUUGAUUCGCUGGUGCUGGGCUUAAGUCACUUUACAGGCGGGGCCCUGUGGAUUCAGGAUUCGGCCGGACUGCAAUUCGAAGAAGUGCAGGAUGCCCUCGUGCCCGGAAAGCUUUACGAGGUUAGUCGCCGAUGUUACCUGAUGCCAGCCUUUGCACGAUGGCACCGAACGUACCAGUGGCAGGAAGGUGAGAGAGUUGUCCUUCUUGCCUAUGCAAUAGGACAGCACCGAUGCCUGAGUGCGGAGCACAGGUCCCACUUAGAUAGCCUAGGGUUCGCCUUGCCGGGUUGCUAA